Eleginops maclovinus (Patagonian blennie) is the source of this 1840-nucleotide messenger RNA. RefSeq names its product dyskeratosis congenita 1, dyskerin (gene dkc1). NCBI's taxonomy places the organism in Eukaryota, Metazoa, Chordata, Actinopteri, Perciformes, Eleginopidae. The record is from RefSeq and is a predicted model, not a curated record. The transcript has 15 exons. Gene Ontology annotation, molecular function: pseudouridine synthase activity; RNA binding. The coding region runs from base 135 to 1661 and encodes 508 amino acids. Gene Ontology annotation, biological process: snRNA pseudouridine synthesis; mRNA pseudouridine synthesis; box H/ACA sno(s)RNA 3'-end processing. Gene Ontology annotation, cellular component: box H/ACA snoRNP complex.
AUUCUGAUUUUAGGAGCAGUUCUGGACCCAGCCUACAGGGAGCAGCAUUACCUACAAAGCUUCUGGUGACACCACAGAAGAAGAAACGGCAGUAGAAAGAGGAAGAGGAGGAGUCAACUUUCUCUCAGUUCAAGAUGGCAGACACUGGAGCAUCAUCAGUGAAGAAGAAGAAGACUACGAAGAAAACGAGCGAAGAGGAAGUGGGGGAGAUCCAGCAAAGUGGAGACUUCUUCAUCCAGCCCGAGUCUAAAGUCGCCUCUCUGGACACGUCUCAGUGGCCUCUGCUGCUCAAGAACUUUGAUAAGCUCAACAUCCGGACCGCUCACUACACACCUCUCCCCAACGGCAGCAACCCUCUGAAGAGGAGCAUCCAGGACUAUGUCAGGUCUGGCUUCAUUAACCUGGAUAAGCCGGCGAACCCGUCGUCCCACGAGGUGGUGGCCUGGAUCCGGAGGAUUCUGCGGGUGGAGAAGACGGGUCACAGUGGGACGCUCGACCCCAAGGUCACAGGCUGUCUGAUAGUGUGCGUGGACCGAGCCACGCGAUUGGUCAAGUCUCAGCAGAGCGCAGGCAAAGAGUAUGUGGGAAUCGUUCGGCUGCACAAUGCCAUCGAGAGCGAGCACACGCUAGCCCGGGCCAUGGAGACGCUGACCGGCGCUCUGUUCCAGCGGCCGCCGCUGAUCGCUGCCGUCAAACGACAGCUCAGAGUCCGAACUGUUUACGAGAGCAAACUGAUAGAGUACGACCCCGAGAGGAGGCUGGGGAUCUUCUGGGUCAGCUGUGAGGCAGGAACCUACAUCCGGACCCUCUGUGUUCACCUGGGCCUUAUGCUGGGGGUUGGAGGUCAGAUGCAGGAGCUGAGGAGGGUCCGGUCCGGAGUCCUGGGAGAGAAGGACCACCUGGUGACGAUGCACGACGUGCUGGACGCGCAGUGGCAGUUUGACCACAACAAAGACGAGACGUACCUGAGGAGAGUCAUCUUCCCCCUGGAGAAGCUGCUGGUGUCCUACAAGAGGCUGGUGAUGAAGGACAGCGCGGUGAACGCCAUCUGCUACGGCGCCAAGAUCAUGCUGCCAGGUGUGCUCCGGUACGAGGACGGCAUCGAGAUGAACCAGGACAUCGUAGUCAUCACUACCAAGGGGGAGGCCAUCUGCACAGGUGUGGCUCUGAUGACCACAGCGGUGAUAUCCACCUGUGACCAUGGGGUGGUUGCUAAGAUCAAGAGGGUCAUCAUGGAGAGAGACACCUACCCCCGCAAGUGGGGGCUGGGUCCCAAGGCUAGUCAGAAGAAGAUGAUGAUCCAGAAAGGACUCCUCGACAAACAUGGGAAACCCAACGGCAGCACCCCCACCGCCUGGAAGGAGGGCUACCAGGACUACAGCGUUUCCAAGGAGACUGAGUCAUGUGACACGACCACCAAGAGGAAGAGGGAUGCCGACAGUGAUGGGGAGACGGCGAGCGCUCCAUGCACACCGUCUGCAGAGGAAGUAAAGAAGGAAAAGAAGAAGAAAAAGAAAGAGAAGAGGCUGAAAGUGGAGGAGGCGGAGCCAGAGGAGACAGGAGUGGAGCCAGAGGAGGCGGCGCCAGAGACAGAGGUUGUUGACAGUGCCAAGAAGAAGAAGAAGAAGAAGAAACAGAAAGAAGACGAGACGUCGGAGUGACUGCGAGGAACCCCCACUGUCACCUGUCUGAAUGCAACGCAUUGUGGGAGUUUUAUAAUGGACUGCAUGAAUGCAGAGAGAAAAGACGACGCUUUUUGUUUUUUAUACAUUUUUUUCCCCUGCUGUAAAUAUCUGAACAGGAAGCGUGUUUUCAAAAUAAAAGUUUUUGUUUUCUGUAA